UUUUUCCUACAGAUUUUGUCCUUGAAUCUACGGAAUUGCAAUGACACUAGCUACCGAUUUAGUGUUUUGUUUUUCGGUUCGGCAACAUUGGGUUGCGGUGACAAGUGUAAGUGACAAGAAUGACAAACGUCAAAAGUGUGUACAAAAUCAAAAUUCUGCCGAAUCAUAUUCAUAAAUUCCUCUCAUUCUAUUAGAUUUUGGUCUGAUAACUGUAAAAAACAACCCAAAAUGAGUUUUGCACUACCAUCGGUUAAAGUGAAGCCAGAACUUCCUGACCACUUUGGCUUCAAAGAAGGGUCUCUCGGAGUUCAGGAUGUUAUGACCAAUGGAUUAGCUUCUGCCAAGCCUUGCACGGAUGCCGUGCACGCUUUGGUUGCGUCAGAAAUGAAUGUAGGUAUUUUGGUUCCAAAUAAAGAAUGUUUGUCAUGUCUUAACCUCACUUUAUCACAGUAUGUGUAUAUCUUAGUGGUUUUAUUUUCCUAUGCUAGUCAAGUUUUGAUAGUCCAGGUUAAUAUCUUGGGGCUACCAUUUAUGUCAUGAUUAGAUUUUCUUUGGGGUCAACGAAGCAGCUACCCCAUGGCAUCCGAGCAGAGAAAAAUUGUCUUUUGAAUUCUACAAUACUUUAAACAUGCUAUACUUUGCUCUCUUCAUUUCCAUCGGCAGCAAAAUAAUUUUGCUAUGUGCUCUAAUCCCUUUAACACAACAUACUGAUAUUCAAUACAUACAUCAUAUUUCUACCAUAACGAUUCAAAUAAGC
This is a messenger RNA of Acanthoscelides obtectus, 757 nucleotides long. NCBI's taxonomy places the organism in Eukaryota, Metazoa, Arthropoda, Insecta, Coleoptera, Chrysomelidae. The record is from the annotation of a GenBank genome assembly.